Messenger RNA from Pimephales promelas (fathead minnow), 1226 nucleotides. Its product is annotated as aldose reductase-related protein 2. The record is from RefSeq and is a predicted model, not a curated record. Gene Ontology annotation, molecular function: oxidoreductase activity. NCBI's taxonomy places the organism in Eukaryota, Metazoa, Chordata, Actinopteri, Cypriniformes, Leuciscidae.
UGGAAAGAGGAUAUGAGCUAGAAAUAUAGAGAAAGGAAAAGGACAGGAAAGACAAGUCAGUCCACUAUUGGCUGCUAUUCAUUGCACUUACAUGGAGGAGAGAGCUGGACAACCUAGGACGAUUGAACUAAAUGAUGGCUCACGCAUGCCAAUACUGGGCUUUGGAACAUGGAAGCCAGAGGCCAUUGGCUCAGAUAUGUAUCAAAGGGCAGUUGAGGCAGCGAUCGCUGCUGGAUAUCGGCAUAUAGAUACAGCCUACUGCUACGGGAUUGAGACAGAGGUGGGGAAGGCCAUCCAGUCCAAGAUUCAGCAGGGCAUCAUCAGACGCCAAGACAUGUUCAUAGUUAGUAAGCUGUGGUGUACUCACCAUGCUUCUGAAGACAUUCCAGUUUGCUUAAAUACAUCUUUAAUUGACCUUCAGCUAGACUACCUGGACCUCUACCUAAUGCACUUUCCAGUAGGCCUUAAGAAAAUGGGCGAUGACCUUUUCCCAGAAAAGGAUGGGAAGAUCCUCACAACUGACAUAGACUAUGUUAAUGUCUGGAAGGGAUUGGAGGCUCUGAAAGCCACAGGAAAGGUGAAAAGUAUUGGUGUGUCUAACUUCACAAUCGAGCAAUUAGAGAGAUUGCUAUACGUGGCCAAAAUCCCACCUGCUGUUAAUCAGGUGGAGCUUCAUCCUUACCUUGUUCAGUCUGAUUUGAUUGACUACUGUAAGUCUAAGAACAUUGCUUUGACAGCCCACAGUCCAUUUGGCUCACCAGGGAGACCUUCAGAACACCAAAGAGGAGAUAUGGAUCCCAGGACAUUACUGGACGAUCCUGUUGUCGGGGAUAUUGCCAAGAAGCACAAACGGACCCCUGGACAGGUUCUAUUGAGAUAUCACAUUCAACAGAGCAUUGCAGUGAUCCCGAAUAGUAUGAAACCCCACCACAUUUUAGAAAACACAAAGAUCUUUGAUUUCACUCUGGAUGAGGAGAAUAUGAAUGCUCUAAGGUCUCUGAAUCGAGGCUGGAGGGCCUGCAUCAUUCCACAAUUGGAACCACAUCCAUUCUACCCCUUCAAGUGAAAUCAUGUUAGUCUAGGAUGAUUAAAAACCCACCUAGAGAAAAAUGACCAAGCACUUCUGGAGGUUGGAGUAAAGAAGAUCCUGUUUUUGAUCGUUAGAUUCGGGUAUUCAUAUUUGUAUAGAUAACCAACAACACUGGAAUAAAAUAUUUUUGAAAACA